Molecule: messenger RNA, 761 nt
Organism: Monodelphis domestica (gray short-tailed opossum)
Lineage: Eukaryota; Metazoa; Chordata; Mammalia; Didelphimorphia; Didelphidae
Source: RefSeq, a predicted model, not a curated record
AUGGAGCAUAUCCUUUCCCCACUGGAAUGCCUGCUUCCCACUGGUGAUCUGAAGUAUUGCCUCUUGAUCCUGAAUCAGCCUUUGGACAGAAGACCACUUCAUCAUCUAUGGAGCAAAGCUCUUCUAAGAGCAUGUGCUGAUGGAGGUUCCAACCACUUGUAUGAUAUCACUGAAGGCCAGCGGGAGAGCUUCUUACCCGAGUACAUCAGUGGAGAUUUUGAUUCUAUUAGGCCUGAAGUCAAAGAGUAUUACCAAGUCAAGGGAUGUGAGCUUGUUAAAACCCCUGAUCAAAAUUACACCGAUUUUACGAAAUGCCUUCACGUCCUACAGAAGAAGAUAGUAGACAAAGAUCUCCAGGUGGACAUGAUUGUGACACUGGGUGGCCUGGCAGGACGUUUUGACCAGAUCAUGGCUUCUGUAGAGACCCUUUUUCAUGCAACUGCCAUCACUCCAGUGCCUGUUAUCAUCAUACAAGCAGAUUCCCUCAUUUGCCUGCUUCAGCCGGGAAAGCACCAACUGCAUGUAGACACGGGUUUGGAAGGGGAUUGGUGUGGCCUUGUUCCUGUUGGACAGCCCUGUAAGCAAGUCACCACAACAGGCCUCAAAUGGAACCUCACCAAGGAUGUCCUCAUGUUCGGAACACUAGUCAGCACUUCCAAUACCUAUGAUGGCUCUGGAGUUGUGACCGUGGAAACAGAUCAUCCACUCCUCUGGACCAUGGGUAUCAAAGGUGAUCCCAGAGAAUGACACUCCAGGCUCCA